Molecule: messenger RNA, 503 nt
Organism: Peromyscus eremicus (cactus mouse)
Lineage: Eukaryota; Metazoa; Chordata; Mammalia; Rodentia; Cricetidae
Gene: Wfdc13
Product: WAP four-disulfide core domain 13
Exons: 4
Coding region: 123-398 (91 amino acids)
Cellular component (GO): extracellular region
Molecular function (GO): peptidase inhibitor activity
Source: RefSeq, a predicted model, not a curated record
GGCAGAGAAAGGCCAGUCCCAGCAGCCAUCUCGGAGCCUCUUUCCUUCUCUUCUCCUCCCGGCAGAGUCUGGGCAAACCCAACCAUCCUCGGCCAGGAUUUCCCACCUACCCUUCCAGCACCAUGACACCUGGGCCACCUUUCCAGUUCCUGCUGGUGUUCAGCCUAGCGCCACAGCUGGUGUCUGGGAGUUUCAAGCAAUACUUUCUGAAGUAUAUCUUGGAACCUCCACCCUGCAGAUCAGAACCUGAGAACUGCACUACAUUCUGUACGCAGCAGGAGGAGUGCCCAGGAAAUCUCCAGUGCUGUUCUGCUUUCUGUGGGAUAGUCUGUGCUUCAAACAAAGACCCGACGCCAAACAUGAGACACAGGAGAUUCAAGACUCCUCCUGAGGCUUGACAUUCGAGGCAUGCUCCCCAGUGCAUUGCAUGAGGGAGCUGUGCUGAAGAAAAGGCUCAGUGGUUAGGAUUGCUUGCUUCUCUAUCCUGAAAACCAGAGUUUGGA